Molecule: messenger RNA, 651 nt
Organism: Branchiostoma floridae (Florida lancelet)
Lineage: Eukaryota; Metazoa; Chordata; Leptocardii; Amphioxiformes; Branchiostomatidae
Product: glutamate receptor 3.1-like
Exons: 5
Coding region: 121-651 (176 amino acids)
Source: RefSeq, a predicted model, not a curated record
AGAAGCAGCACUUGUGCCUAUUAUCCAUACUUCAUUAAGAUGUCAUAGGACAAAACGUCGCGCUUGACUGAAGCACUAGAAAUUUCUCUCAGAUCAAGGCAACAAAAGGAAGCGUCCAAAAUGGAGGGUACGAGAGCCACAGUUCUUGCUUUUCUGAUUGUUGCCAUGACCUUUACAACAAGCAUGGCCGCUGUCGCACGAUUUGGCGCCAUAUUUCCAACGAACAGACCCAGAGAACUGUCAGCCAUGAGACUCGCUCUGGAGUAUGUGAACGAGAAGGGCCUCGUUCCCGGAGUCACGCUGGAAUACAUCCUGGGUACUGCUGAAUCACUAAACCACUUUGAAAUGGUUCUGGAAGCGUGUGAGCAGGCAGACAAAGGGAUUCUGACCAUCCUCGGUCCUCAUGGGUCUUCACAAGUCAAGGCGACACAACUCGUCAGUUCUUCACUACAUAUUCCUCAGAUAUCAUAUGCGGCAACAGAUCCUUACUUAGCCAAUCAGGAAAUCAACAAGUACCUUCUCCGCAUGAGUCCGUCGGACGCCACCCAAGGCCUGGCGCUGGCGCAGCUGAUCGAACACUUCGGCUGGUCACAGAUGAGCAUCAUCAUGUCUACGGACGACUUUGGUGAGCUAUUGUUUCACAGGAGCUAA